GAGAGACGAACAGGCGAACAGGAAAGACACGGCGCUGUGAAAGCAGCACUCUGUAAAACCGGGAGACGACACUCACCAUUUGGAUAUUGUAGCAGCGAUGUCGUUCACAAAGAAGUCUGUAAAGACGAGACUCCCGAAGGACAUGCCGAAGGAAGAGAUCGACGAGCUGCGACAGGCCUUCUGGGAAUUUGACCGUGACCGCAGCGGAACGAUCGACGGAAAGGAGCUCAUCAACGUGAUGCGGUCCCUGGGGCUGAACCCGACCGACCUGCAGGUGGUGGAGCUGAUCGACUCGGUGGACACGGACGGGAGCGGCACCAUCGACUUCCCGGAGUUCGUGCAGCUCAUGACGCACCAGCUCAAGGACACGGCCGCGGCCUACAGCGAGGAGAUGCUCAGCGAGGCGCUGAGGGUGUUUGACCGAGACGGGCUCGGGUACGUGUCUGCCCAUGAACUGAGACACCUCCUGACGCACAUCGGCGACAGGAUGACCAACCGCGAAGUGGACGAGCUCCUUAAGCUAGCUGACGUGGACUCAGACGGACAGUUUAACUACCAUGACUUUGUCAGAGUGCUGGCGGGCUACUGCCAGCAGCAACCAAAAAAGAAGAUUGUGCGGUUUUGAUCAACAAUAAAUCAACACACAUGUACAUUUUACAAACUUCAGGGCUCACUGUAAGAGUGCCCUGAAAACAAACAAAGAUAUGUGGCCUUUAUAAAAAACACAGUUGAUGUGUUGAAGGGGUAUGUACGUCACAGCUACAAGCAGAGACGCCAUGCGUAUGUGGAGGUACAUCAACAGACCACGUAUAUCUUGCACGUUUAGGGUCACAUGUAAUCAGAUCCGAAGAUGUGCCAUUACUUUUUGAUUGAUUGAUUGAUUGAUUGGUUGGUUGAUUGAUUGAUUGAUUAUAAGCUGCUAUAGUACUGUGGGCAACUCCAAAUAGGUACCCAUUCUCACGAUACUACACAGGGCCGCGGUUAUGGCAACUGUUACACGUUAAUUUAGUACUGCCACGGUGGCAUGUAUACCCACUUGACAGACAGAAUACUUGCUGGUAUUCAUAUAUUAUCGUCCAAGUAAAAAGAUACAGUUACCAUUUUUUUCAUGUGAGACUAAAUAGACCAGGCCAGAAUUAAUCGUACAGUUAGCAGUGCUUUUCCUCCUAUAAAAGGGUACAAAAAAGUCUCAGUCUUUUGAGUGGCUGCAACAGCUGCUAGCUGCAAACUCCCCAAUGUUUGCCAACUCAUUGUACCUUCAUUGUACCGCUUCUUUGGCUAGUAAAGGUACAAACAAUAAUCAAUACCUCAAAGAACCCACAGGACUUCCCUGCAACACCACAUGUAGUAAUGUUUGGUAAGUUAUGUUGUAGACAGAAAUUGAGCCCGGUAACAAUGAGCCAAUUAGUCUUGGUCUCUAUACCAAAGUGUGCCAACUAGACAAGAACCGUCUGCUCUAGUAGAAAGACUCUGGCCUGCUUAGUACAACUGUGUCUGGGGAAUGUCGCAUAUAUAAGGUACACGUUUCCUCAUUGCCAAUCGUGCCUCAGUGUUAGUGAUAUAAAUGAUGCCAAUAAAGAAAUUAACAAUGC
Messenger RNA from Branchiostoma floridae (Florida lancelet), 1592 nucleotides. Its product is annotated as calmodulin-A-like. The transcript has 2 exons. Lineage: Eukaryota; Metazoa; Chordata; Leptocardii; Amphioxiformes; Branchiostomatidae. Gene Ontology annotation, molecular function: calcium ion binding; enzyme regulator activity. The coding region runs from base 98 to 625 and encodes 175 amino acids. The record is from RefSeq and is a predicted model, not a curated record.